Molecule: messenger RNA, 564 nt
Organism: Blumeria graminis f. sp. triticale
Lineage: Eukaryota; Fungi; Ascomycota; Leotiomycetes; Helotiales; Erysiphaceae
Source: the annotation of a GenBank genome assembly
AUGUUCCCUAAUAAUCUUCUCGAACCAUACACGUCUCCUCGUACAGCUGAAAAAAUACUUAAUCGCCCUAACGCACGAGACCUUCAUAUUGAGACAAAACCAUCAUCUCAUAGACAACCCGUUCAAACUUCUAGCGAUCUACAGAACCAAAUACCGCAAUGUUACGCACCAUUCACUCCGCCACAAUCAACGACCGGCACUCGCAGUAUGCUCAGGGAACUACCAGAUCAAAAUAUGCAGUCAGGGCUAGUGCAGUUCAUAAACACUCACAAUAGGGCCGAAGUUUCCUUUAGUGCUAUGACGAUUGAUAUUCGCUGUGAAAAUUAUAACGAUCUAAUAAGGGCUCUAUAUGAAGCAGCAUGUCCACCACCAGGAGUAAGAUGGGGUAUUGUUCGGAUCGAUGUACUUUGGGAAUUACCUAUUUCUAUGACAACAAUGGAAAGCGGUAAUUACCGUGAAACACCUUGCAGAGGUAUUCAAGGGCCCGUCUUACGAAAUAUUUUGCGUUUGAUGAGUGCAAGAGGGUGGAGAGAUCUUUUUGUGGUCAGAUAUAUCGAGGGCUAA